Messenger RNA from Aureobasidium vineae, 675 nucleotides. The record is from the annotation of a GenBank genome assembly. NCBI's taxonomy places the organism in Eukaryota, Fungi, Ascomycota, Dothideomycetes, Dothideales, Saccotheciaceae.
AUGCACUUCGCUUCCCUUUUCGUCGCCGCUUCGGCCUUUGUCACCGCUCUGGCAGCACCUAUCGCCGAGCCCGUUGUUGUCGAGAAUGGCAUCUCCUCGCUGGUCGAGCGCACCGCCACCGGCACUGGCCAGAACAACGGCUACUACUACUCCUUCUGGAACGCCGGUGGCGGCACCGUGAACUACAACAACAAGAACGCUGGCGAGUACGCGGUCUCGUGGAAGGACUGCAACAACUUUGUCGCGGGUAAGGGCUGGUCCACCGGCUCUGCCCGCAAGAUCAACUUCAAGGGCAGCUACUCGCCCUCGGGUAACUCAUACCUCUCUGUCUACGGCUGGAGCAAGAACCCUCUUGUCGAGUACUACAUUCUCGAGUCGUAUGGUACCUACAACCCCGGCAGUGGGCUUCAGCACAUGGGCACUGUUAGCUCUGAUGGCUCUACCUAUGAUAUCUACAAGGGCACUCGCACCAACCAGCCUUCUAUCCAGGGUACCGCUACCUUCCAGCAGUACUGGAGCAUUCGCAAGAACAAGCGCUCGUCUGGUACCGUUACCACUGCCAACCACUUCAACGCCUGGGCCAAGCUUGGUAUGAAGCUUGGUUCCUACGACUACCAGAUUGUCGCCACCGAGGGUUACCAGUCCUCUGGUUCCGCCGACAUCACCGUCUCCUAA